GUGUUUGCCAGAGCACCGAGAGGAGGGGACGGAGAGAGUCACAAGCACAGAUUCUUAGAAACUGAAAAAAUAUAUCCAAAGAAACCCCCGCUAGAAUGGACAUUUCGCCCGCCAAGGUUCUCUCAUCCCUCGGGAGUAACCAAGACGAGAAAGAAGGAAGAAGAGAAAACAAAGAUGAUAAUUAUCAAGAGAUCGAUGUAGGUGCAACAGAAGGGAUGCAGAGGGCCGAGGAAGCGGCGCCCACGAAGGCCAAGGCUGAGGAAGGCCGCCGGACCUGCGAGUGCUGGCGCGCGCGAGACAGCCUUGCCCUCGCGGGGUUCGUGGCCUUCGCCGUGACGUCAUGCAUGCGCGUCAACCUCUCCGUCGCCAUCGUCGCCAUGGUCGCGGCGACGGAGGACGGAGCGCAGUGGAACGCGUCGGCCCCGCCCCCGCCCCCCCAGCCCGGCGGCGUCCUAGCGUGGGACGAGCCGACUCAGGGCCUUCUCCUCGGCAGCUACUUCUACGGGUACAUCGUGACCAACAUCGCGGGCGGACGGGCGGCCGAGCGACUGGGCGGGCGCAAGGUGUUCGGUCUGGGCAUCCUGCUGAGUGCCAUCCUGACCCUCCUGUCGCCCAUCAGUGCCACGACCUCGACGGCACUCUUCGUCGCCGUCAGGAUGCUCAUCGGGGCGGCGUCGGGUGUGGUUUUCCCAGCCAUGAAUGCCCUUCUUUCGGUCUGGAUCCCGCCUUCAGACAGAGCCAAGUUCUCCACCAUUGUCUUCGCUGGUCUAGACUUCGGCAAGAUGGUAGGCCUUCCCCUCACCGGCUGGCUCUGCGCAUCCGGGACCUUCGGCGGCUGGCCUCUCGUUUUCUAUGUCUUCGGCGGCGUCGGUCUCGUCUGCGCCUCCUUCUGGCUCCUGAUGGUGAGCGACUGCCCGGAGGCGCACCCUCGGAUAUCGCAGGAGGAGAAGGACUACAUUGUGCGCCAUUGCGGCAAAAAGAGCGGGAGGACCGGCCCUUUUCCAUGGAGGGCAAUGAUGACGUCACUGCCUGUUUGGUCGCUUAUAAUAGUACACGUCGGCCACAACUGGGGGAGUUACACACUCAUCACGCAGCUGCCAACCUACCUCAAGAACAUUUACCAUUUUGACAUAGAGAGUAACGGCCUGCUCUCAGCCCUACCGUACUUAACCAUGUGGAUCUUCAGCAUGGUUUACAGCGGUUUCAUGCACACAAUAUCCCACAGGAUCUCCGUCCUCAGUGUCAGAAGGAUCUCGAUGGCCAUAGCUGCCUACGGGCCAAUGUUCGGUCUGCUGACCCUGUGCGUUGCCGACCUCAGCAGCACCAUGGCAGUCGUAGUCUUAUGCGUUGCUGUUGGCAUCAGCGGCGCCAUGUACUCGGGCUACAUGUGCUCGCACCAAGACCUGGCACCGAAUUUCGCAGGGACGCUCUUCGGCAUCACGAACACGCUGGCUAAUAUCCCUGGCUUCGCUGCGCCUCAGCUGACGGGCGUUAUAACAGAGGGGAACCAAACCGUGAGCGCCUGGAGGACCGUGUUCCUCAUCUCCUCCGCCGUCUACUUCGUCACAGGGACAGUCUACCUCCUGUUCAUCAGCGCCGAGAAACAGCCUUGGAACGAGUAUUCUCCCUCGGCGAAAAAGGAAGAAAAGGUGGUGGUGACGGAGGGGGGCGACGAAAAAACCUGAACAUCGGACAACUGAUUUCCUUCUUUUCCUCGUUACUUCUUUCCCUUUUCUUCUUCGUUUCAGUCACUUUCUCUUUUUUUUUCCUCUUCUUAUUUUCUACCUUUUCAUUUUC
Messenger RNA from Penaeus indicus, 1797 nucleotides. RefSeq names its product sialin-like. The coding region runs from base 96 to 1685 and encodes 529 amino acids. Gene Ontology annotation, biological process: transmembrane transport; monoatomic anion transport. The record is from RefSeq and is a predicted model, not a curated record. Gene Ontology annotation, cellular component: plasma membrane. NCBI's taxonomy places the organism in Eukaryota, Metazoa, Arthropoda, Malacostraca, Decapoda, Penaeidae. Gene Ontology annotation, molecular function: transmembrane transporter activity. The transcript is spliced from 11 exons.